Seriola dumerili (greater amberjack) is the source of this 3561-nucleotide messenger RNA. Its product is annotated as zinc finger protein 502-like. The record is from RefSeq and is a predicted model, not a curated record. The transcript has 10 exons. The coding region runs from base 1 to 2751 and encodes 916 amino acids. Gene Ontology annotation, biological process: regulation of transcription by RNA polymerase II. Gene Ontology annotation, molecular function: DNA-binding transcription factor activity; RNA polymerase II cis-regulatory region sequence-specific DNA binding. Lineage: Eukaryota; Metazoa; Chordata; Actinopteri; Carangiformes; Carangidae.
AUGUUUUACUGGAUGAAGAGGAGCAGCGGGGGCCCCGAGGCCCUCGGCGGCCUCGACAACAUGUCUAAAGCCGAGAUACUGAGAGGAAUCGUCACCGAGAAACUGACGACGGCCGCGCAGGAGAUCUUAGCGGUCGUGGAGAGAACCGUAGCCGGGUAUGAGGAGGAGGCUUCGGGCUUCAGGCAGGAGAUCGCCCGGCAGAGGAGACAGCUGGAGGUUCUCCUGCAGCCGCGGGUCAAACUGGAGAGAAGAGCCCUGAUCCCAGAUCUGGACAGCCAUGAUGUGGUUGUAGUAAGUGAGGGGGAAGAGGAGGAGGAGCAGCAGCACAGACAGCAGCCAGAUGUGGAGGACACCGGGAGUCUGGGCCUCCUGUGGUUCGAUGAUGAUGAUGAAGGUGAAGACGAAGAGGAGCGGCCAUCCAUGCAAACGGCAACAAGCUGCAGACAGAAACGAGAAGAUCUGCAGGACCCGGAUUUUCAAAUACCAUCAAGGUCGUUUUCCCCCAGAGUUCGGUCUGACAGGAGGAAGCCCGGCAGACCUCGGAUCAGCGACAUGCAGACCCAUCUGGAUCUCAGGAUCUGCAUCCUGGAGGACUUGCAGAACGAUGUGCUCUCGAAAAGUGUGUUUCAGAAGUGUCCGGUGCAGGAGCUGCAGUGUCCUCGUGGACUACAGGAGGCCGACUUCCUGGACCUGCUCAGGUCCACCUUCCCUCAGCUGGCGGGCGAUAAACCCUUUGACUUCUUCACUUCCGACAGAACCAGGAGACUCCAGCCUCUGAAGGUCACGACCCUGACCCCAGAGGAGAUCUACAGGACCAUCAGGUCCACGGGGGCUGGAAACUCAGCCCUCUACAUCCGACUGAAGACAGGACAGGACCCUCACCCCAGCAGUGAAGCCCAUCCUCUGCAGAGACCGGACGAAGCCGGCGGAGACUCUCCGUCCAGCUCGGCCUCGAUGACGCCCGAUCAAACCGACACGUACACGAGCUUGUUGUCUCCGAAGGAUCGGUCUGAGAGGAGGAGGCGUGGCCGACCCCGGCUCGGUGAAGAACCCACCCACCACUACCUCCGGAUCUGCAUGCUGGAGGAUUCCCAGUCAGACGUGGUCUCAAAAAACGUGUUUACGAAAUCCUCGGUCCAGGACCUGAGGUGUCCUCGUGGUCUGCAGGAGGCGGACUUCCUGGACAUGCUCAGGUCCACCUUCCCUCAGCUGGCUGGAGACAACAAACCCUUCGACGUGUUCAAGUCGGACCGGAGCCGGAGACUCCAGAGGCUCAGACUGAAGUCUCUGACUCCAGAGGAGAUCUACAGGACCACCAAGUCCACCGGGGUCUCGAAGACCCUGCUCUACAUCAGACUGAAGACAGGAGAGAAGGAGGAGGAGGAGGAGGAGCUCAACCUUUUACCAAGAAACAAUGACGAAGCCGACGAUUCUCCGUCCUCUGUCGCCAUGGUGAUAAAAAGUGACGAUGCCGGACUCGGUUCAAGCGGCUCAGUUCAACAUGAUGGUACCAGAGUGGACGUUCGGCCCAGCAGCUCGACGUCACAACAACAACAACAACAUAACGUGGAAACUGAUGAUGAAGAUGCUGCUGAGAGCGACGUGGCGUCCGGAGACGACGACUGGAAACCAGAUCCUGACCUGCAGUCGCCAAAGACGACGACGACGCCGCCUUUCAGGAGGCGAGGGCGUCGAGCUCCUGUUGUGGAGAGGAGUAAAACGCCCUGUAAAGUCUGUGGAGUUUGGUACAGGAUGCAGGGCAGCUUGAUCAAACACGCCUGGAGCCACGUGGACGAGGCGCAGUGCGUCUGCAGCGUGUGCGGCGAGCGUUUCGAAUCUGUGGAAGAGUUAAAGAGACACCUUAGAAAGUACCAAAAAACUCACGACUGUUCGUACUGUGGAAAAUCUUUCUCCACCGUCGCCGGCCUCAACUGCCACACCACUCUGCACACGGGAGACCGGCCGUUCAAAUGCGACGUCUGCAACAAAACCUUCGCUCACAUGUCCAGCCUGAGCGUCCACCGCUGGGUCCACGUGGCGGACAAACCUCACAAGUGCGAUAUUUGCCCCAAAGCGUUCGGUCUGAAGGCGCAGCUCAAAGCUCACAGCAAGGUGCACACAGGCAGAGACAGGUACCACUGCAACAUCUGCGGGAAGUCCGUCUAUGACCUGCGAUCGUUAACCCGCCACAAGGCCACGCACUCGGGCGAGAGGCGGUACGGCUGCGAGGUUUGCGGGAAGCGUUUCAAAAUCCUCGGCACGUUGAAGUCGCACGAGAAGAUCCACACGGUGAGAGACAGGCCGUACCUCUGCCACAUCUGCUGCAAGACCUUCCUCUCAAACUGCGGCCUGACGGCUCACAUGAAGACGCACAGCAACGAGAGGCCGUUCAUCUGCAUCAUCUGCAGCAAGGGCUUCAUAUCCAACGGCGAGCUGAAGGCCCACAUGCGGGUCCACACGGGCGAGGCGCCGUACGGCUGCUCCGAGUGCGGCCGCUUCUUCAAACGCAAGACUCACCUGAACAACCACGUCAGGAGCCACUUAGGCAUCAAGCUGUUCGUGUGCGGGGUUUGCGGGAAGGCGUGUUCUCGCCAAGAACACCUGACCGUCCACAUGAGGACUCACAACGGAGAGCGACCGUACAAGUGUUCCCUCUGCGACAAGGCCUUUACUCAGAGCCACUGUCUGAAGACGCACAUGAAGAGCCACCAGGCAGAAGAAAACCCGUUUCUGGAUCCGUCCACGUCCUAAAAGACGCUUCAUAUCAGCCGCGUCCCAACUCAGGGGACGCAUCCUUUGGAGGACGCGGUCUACGAAGUUCAGCCGUCGUAGACCGCGAAGGCCGAACCAAAUGAGACGGUCUGGUCUGCGCAGGAUUUUCACCUUCACCGUUGCGUCACAAAGUACAGCUCCUGUCACCUAGCAACCUUGACAACACGUAAUUUCUUUCACAAAAACUUUUUUUGUUUUAAAGUCUCUUGGUUUUAACAGUUGUGAUGUUGAACGGAGCUGAAACACAAUUCUUACAUUAGACGGUGUAAUUCUCAGACUCUGUCGGCGCGCAGUGAAUCUUGGGAUACGUCGGUGUAGUCGCGCCGCUGUGAUGCAGUCGGUCUUGAGAUACAGCCUCCGAAGGAUGAAGCCCCUGAAUCGGGACACAAAGCUGAACCCUGUCGGUCAAAGUGCUGAACACUGACACCAGACUCUUCUUUCAUUACUCUUCAUGUAGACAAAGUUCUUGCGUACGGCUUCUCGUGUUUCAACAUUUCACUUUUGUUAAAGGUGCUGUAUCUAAGUUUUCUUUCUGGAAGCAGGUGUUAUUAAAGGUGAUAACAGGAGCUUCAGCCAUCGUUGCGUUUACAAGUCAGGAAGUUACAAUACGUCCUCUGAGCAGCUGCUUCUCCGUCCUCUAAUGCUGAACUGACUGGACGCUACAGUGACUCAGAAAGUGGAAUUACAAGACGGGGCUAGCUAAGACGUUUAAUGCUGAACUCACAUCGUCUCUUCCACACUGGUAAGUAGCUGUUAAUGCUAAUGCUAGCUCUGUAGCAAUAUCUAAAA